Molecule: messenger RNA, 3666 nt
Organism: Epinephelus lanceolatus (giant grouper)
Lineage: Eukaryota; Metazoa; Chordata; Actinopteri; Perciformes; Serranidae
Gene: dym
Product: dymeclin
Biological process (GO): Golgi organization
Cellular component (GO): Golgi apparatus
Source: RefSeq, a predicted model, not a curated record
AUCACGCAAGGGGUGGCGACGUGGAAAACAUGGAGGAAAGGAGUAUGUAGAGUAAACUUAAUUGCUUCAAAUUAGCUACAAAUUCAAGUAUUCGCCUUUGGAAAUUACAGUUAAUGAAAACAUUGGACAAAACUGUUAAUUAGCUUAAAAAACAGCCGCCAUUAACGGUCCUGGGCGCCGAGAGAGCCGCGGAGACUGCGAGCAGCAUUUAUGACAGGAUUUGGCAUAUGCCUGGUGAAAAAGCAGUGAAGAGCGGUGAGUCUGGCUGACUGGAGCCAGUAGAGAUGGGAGCCAACACCAGCCAGGUCAGUGACCUGUCCGAUAACCCCAGCCUCAAGUCCCUGGUAGGCACGGAGUCUAUAUCAGAGAAUGACCCUUUCUGGAACCAGCUCAUCUCCUUCACCUUCAUCAGUCCCACUAGCAGUGGAGACUCCAAGUUACUGGAAGAGGCUGUCAUCCCCCUCGCCAAGAUCCUCAUUGAAAACAAUCCCAGAACGGGGAACUUUGGCGCUCUUGUGAGAAUUUUCCUGGGAAGAACCAAAGAGCUGAAAAUCUCUACAGAAUGCCAAGAUCAGCUGUUUAUCUGGCAGGCCCACAACGCUCUGUUCAUGAUUCGCUGCCUGCUCAAGGUGUUCAUCAGGGAGAUGAGCGAAGAGGAGCUGCACCUGCAGUUCUCCUACCAGGAGAGGGCACCAGGCUCCUGUGGAGAAACAGGCAGAGAGGACCUCCUCGAGGAGCUGUUGUCCAACCUCAUUCACCUGAUCGUAGAAGUGCCCCUGCUUGACAUCACCUAUAGCAUCCUGUUUGAAGCAGUGACCACGCUGCUGGUAUUCUUCUCCUAUCAGCUCUUCCACAAAGACAUCCUUCGAGAUGGAUUAAUCUACCAGCACAUCAUGAAGGGACGAUGUUUGUCUUUAACCAGUCGGCUGGUGAAGACCCUGCUCUAUAACUUCAUCCGGCAGGAGAAAUGUCCACCUCCAGCAACCCACAUCUUUGAGCCGAAAGCGGAGGGAGGCCUGCUUUAUGGCCUGGCGUCAGGGGUGGCAAGUGGGCUGUGGAGUGUCUUCACAUUGGGUGGAGCCAGCAGCAAAGCUGGGAUAGACCAGGAACACAACCCCUUACCUUUAUCCAAUCAGAGCCUUCUUUUACUGCUGGUCCUAGCCAAUCUGACAGAUGGGCCUGACUGGCCCAACCCCUACCGCCAGGCUAUCACUUGUUUCAGAAACACACAGGACACAUCGUCCAUGUCCGUGGAGCAACCUCACACUUUCCAGAUCAAUUUCAACAGCCUGUACACAGCGCUGUGUGAGCAGCAGCGCUCCGACCAGGCCACACUUCUGCUGUACACCCUCCUUCACCAGAAUGCCAACAUGAGGACAUACAUGCUCUCCAGAACCGACAUGGACAAUCUGGUGUUGCCCAUCCUCGAAAUCCUUUACCACGUCGAGGACAGAAAUUCUCAUCAUGUCUACAUGGCCCUCAUUAUCCUCCUCAUCCUGACAGAGGACGAUGCCUUCAAUCGCUCCAUCCAUGAGGUGGUGUUGAAGAACAUUUCAUGGUACACAGAGAGAACACUGACUGAGAUCUCACUUGGUAGUUUGCUCAUCCUGGUGGUCAUCCGCACCAUUCAAUUCAACAUGACCCGGACAAGGGAUAAGUACCUUCACACCAACUGUCUCGCUGCACUUGCUAACAUGUCAGCCCAGUUCCGUUGUCUCCACCAGUACGCCGCUCAGCGCAUCAUCAGUUUGUUUGCUUUGCUUUCCAAGAAGCACAACAAGGUUUUGGAGCAGGCAACACAGUCACUGAGAGGCAGACAGGGAGACAGCACAGCCUUGCCCGACUAUGCACAGGACCUGAAUGUGAUUGAGGAGGUGAUCCGCAUGAUGUUGGAAAUCAUCAACUCUUGCUUGUGCAACUCUCUACACCACAACCCCAACCUGGUGUACGCGCUGCUCUACAAGAGGGAGCUCUUUGAGCAGUUUAGGACACACCCAUCCUUCCAGGACAUCAUGCAGAACCUGGACACGGUGAUCGGCUUCUUCAGUCAGCGUCUGGAGCAGGCGGGAAGUGACCUGUCUGUUGAGAGGGUUCAGGAAGUCAUUAUGAAAGGAGCCCAGGCCCUGCCCACAGACAGACUGAAGAAGUUUCCAGAGCUCAAGUUUAAGUACGUAGAGGAAGACCAGCCCGAGGACUUCUUCAUCCCCUAUGUCUGGUCCCUGGUCUUCAACUCUGGAGUCGGCCUCCACUGGAGCCCGCACGGCAUCGAGCUGUUCAGCAUGGACUCUGGCUGAAGCACCUGCUGCAGCAGACUUGAGUGUGUCAUCAUCCCCGUUCAGUAUAAAAAAAAAGACUGACGGCAUGUACAAGUGUGUGUGUGUGUGUGUGUGUGUGUGUGUGUGUGUGUGUGUGUGUGUGUGUGUGCGCGCGCGCAUUGCCCUUUAUAGUAUGUGCACGCUGCUUUGAAAGUGCCUCGACCUUGUACAGACUGGUGUUUCUUUUUAUGCAGCACAACCUGUUUUUUUUUCCUCCUCAUAUCAUAAGAAUUUCUCUGCUUCUACACUGUGAAGCUUCAUCUUUACUGGUUAACAGUUCACACAGUAGCGCCCACUUUUGUCGGUCAGUCCUGUAGGGAGUACCUAGAACACCUGAGCAGCUUCAGCUGGUUCCACAGCACACGUCGAGUUACAUCUCUUCUGUUAAAUGUUCUGUUAAUGUGAGGAGCUCAGGACACUGGCGAUGGAUAAUCCUACUUUUUUUUUUCUUGCUUACAAAGAAAAGGUCAAUUAAAAAACAUGCACCUAAGAGUUAAACUGCUCUGGUUCAUUUACUGCUGCACUGAAUGCUAAGAAAUAGACUUCAUAUUAAAGACCUGGAAGGCAUACAACACACAUUUAGUAAUAACUUUAUGAGAUACUUAAAACUCAAUAUCAUAUAAUUAGCAUUUUAUUUUGACCAAUGUUCUCUGGAUACAAGGGGUUUGUAUAAAAGAUUUGUGUUUGUGAAAUAAAGUUUAAAAAAAAAAAAAGGUCAGAGAAAGAACGAUCAUCAACAGAAAGUCCUCUGUUUUGUAACAUGCAUGGUUUUCAUAUUUGAGUCCACCACUGUUGCUUGGUGGCCACCUCCAGUAGACCACUUUGAAUUACAGUAUAAUUAAUGCUUAAUUUCAGUCCCUGGAUAAUAUUAGCAGUCCGCAUUGCUCUGAUUAGUGUGACUUCAUUGUUGCUUCCAGCCCGUUUAUUUGACUUUACUCAGUCUUUGUCGUUUCCAUUUUUCCUGAUGGUAACCCAAGGCAAGUACUUAAACUAGGACAAGUCAUUAAACCUCCUGUCCUAUUGUGCGUAAUUACAGUUGUCUCUUUGAUUUGUCACUUUAUUUGCAUGUUUAAAUAGAGACUUUGUAUUAAAUUAUUUAUUUUCAUGUAUACUGUUUUUUUUUUUGUUUGUUUUGUUUUUUUUUUAUAUUCAGCACCCCUCAAAAUGUAAAUGGUAGUAGGACUGAAGUGACUUUUGCUUAUGAAAGAAAAAUGGUGGUACUAUACUUUGAUUUUUUCCCAGGUGGGAAACUGGCUUUAUAUUAUUACAUAUAAUAUGACAACAGCUGUCAUUUUGUGGCAAAUAUUACUUUGAAAAUAGGAGUUUAAAUAAAAAUAUGAAAUUGAAGCAA